AUGAGCACCGAUUUUGAUAAGGGUCGUGUCUACUUUGCCGACAUGAUGAAGAUGGGCGGGUCUGCCUCGCCCGCAUCCAUCGAAGCGCGGGCUGAAGCUGCAAAGCUAAAAUUCCGCCGCUUUUUGGAACACUUUACCAAUAUGGAGGGCGAGUUCGUGUAUCGCGAGCAGCUCCGGAAAAACGCCCAGAUGCGGCGAUAUUUUCUUCCAGUGGAGAUUGAGCAUCUUAUCGGCUAUGACGAGACGCUAGCAAUGGCUCUGCAGAGCAAUCCAGUCGAAAAUAUUGAGGCUUUUGAGGCGGCUGCCAAGGAAAUAGCUGCUGCGGCGGCGCAGGACGAUGCUCCAGUGUACGUUCAAAUUGAAAUCAGGUCUCAAAGCAUGGAGCCUAUGGGGCUACGCACCUUGGAGGUGGGAUUUGUGUUAUACUUUACCUUGCAGGCAUCUAAAAUAGGAAAGCUCGUCCGUAUUGCGGGAAUCAUAGUAACGGCCUCUGCACCGAUGGCGCGACCUAUUUCACUGACCAUUGCCUGUAAAGUGUGUCUGGUUAUGCGAACCAUAACUACAGGAAUAGCAUCGCUCAACGGUACGCAAGCACUACCGCGGACAUGUCCAACAGGGUCCGCCUGUGGGCUCGAUCCUUGGGUGGUUUUCCCAGAGCGCUCCAGUUGCGUCGAUCAGCAGUCUCUCAAGCUACAAGAGCUGCCCGAAAGUGUGCCAGUUGGCGAGCUUCCACGCCACAUUUUGGUGAUCGCAGAUCGCGAACAUGUAGGCAAGACAGCACCAGGGAAGCGCGUACUGAUAACGGGGAUCUAUUGCACCUCUGGAGCUCCAAAGGGAGGCGGUGUUGCCCUUCGCUUUCCGUUUGUCAAGGUGGUGGGGAUGGAGCCAAUUCAGGGCGGUGGUGACAGCCAUUCUGUACCCUCUCCCCUGUGGACAACAGAUGUCGAAGCAGAAGCACGACGGAUGGUUGCCUUUUCGCGAACGCCGAACAUCUAUGAACACAUCUCACGUUCGAUUGCGCCAUCGCUUUUUGGACACGAAGAGAUCAAAAAAAGCAUUGCAUGUCUGUUAUUUGGUGGCACACGCAAAUCGCUACCGGAUCGCAUGCGCAUUCGUGGAGAUAUCAAUGUGCUGAUUUUGGGAGAUCCCGGAACAGCCAAAUCGCAGUUGCUAAAAGUUGUGGAGCGAAUUGCGCCCAUUGCCAUCUACACGUCCGGGAAAGGAUCGUCUGCAGCUGGUCUGACGGCCACUGUGGUGCGAGAUACGCAGCAUCAGGGGAGUGGGGAGUUCUACCUUGAAGGUGGUGCAAUGGUUCUUGCAGAUGGUGGCAUUGUGUGCAUCGACGAAUUUGAUAAGAUGCGUGAAGAAGACCGCGUUGCCAUCCAUGAGGCAAUGGAGCAGCAGACAAUUUCGAUUGCCAAGGCGGGCAUUACCACCAUCCUCAAUGCGCGCACAUCAGUGCUUGCUGCCGCUAAUCCUGCGUUUGGCCGAUACGACGAGACGCGUGCCCCUGGAGAGGUAACAUGGCACAAAAUGCUUCAAGUCGCACCACAUGAAAUUCGUUUCGAUUUUCAAGCGCUUCACCUUUAUUGUCUUCUCCCUGCUUUUGUGGAUGUGAUUUUUUAUCCCUAG
Messenger RNA from Mitosporidium daphniae, 1632 nucleotides. RefSeq lists its product as uncharacterized. The record is from RefSeq and is a predicted model, not a curated record. Gene Ontology annotation, biological process: DNA replication; DNA replication initiation; double-strand break repair via break-induced replication. Lineage: Eukaryota; Fungi; Microsporidia. Gene Ontology annotation, molecular function: single-stranded DNA binding; ATP binding; 3'-5' DNA helicase activity. Gene Ontology annotation, cellular component: nucleus; MCM complex. The transcript has a single exon. The coding region runs from base 1 to 1632 and encodes 543 amino acids.